CCAUCCUGUGAAAUGCAAAUCCGAAACGUCAAACGUUGACAACGGCUGCAAUGCUGCGUCACUGCAAAUGACGAGUACCUGAAUUCUGACGCUGGGCUGCUGCGGAAGAAGGUUCAGGAUACCAUAAAUAAUUUCCGGGGCCACGGGGACCUGUCUAUUUCAUUAUUGAAUCGUCGCACUUUCCACAACUCGAGUCCAUAGUGACCACUGUUGGUUUCGCAACCAACAAGUCGUAUACCCCCCACGACUCGCCAUGAAACUCAAGGCCGCUCUUGCCGCCGCCUGCACGCUUGUCUUCACAGGCUGCAGUGCAUCCGGUUCUCCCGCGGAGGACUCCCCGAGUUUACUCCCUCCAACAGCUAUUCCCGGUACAAGUGCAUUUCCUAGCACUCUUCCAUUCGACACGACCGCCUCGUCAUCAUUCAUCUCUGCUCUAUCCUCUUAUAUAUCCUCCCAGUCUGCUGCUGCGCCCUCAGUCCCUACGCCCACCCCUACGUCUACUUCGAACUCGACUGCGGCUACAGCUACGGCACCGUCAGUGUCGGUAGCAACACCUACUUCCAUAACGUCAUCCCCAACACCAACAAGCCCAGGUGGGACAUCGUCCUCGGGCACUACAGGCAUGGCGGCAGGAAAGAACUACGGUUUUGUCGGCAUGAGCGUGAUAACCAGUGUUGUACUCGGUACGGUGGUCGCGCUUUUCUAAAAUAAUCCGGGACACAACGACUGGGGCAUUUAUGGAUGAGGUAUAAUAGGAGGGUUACGGACCUGCAACGUCAGCUUGCAAGUAGGACAUGUUGUACAUUAGUUUACUAGCCCAGAGGCGGGUGAUAGGUUCCCUUAAAGCUGGGGGUAAUACGCUGCUGUCGUGGCUUACUGACGGGUACGCGCUCUAAUGGCAGCCGCAGACGAAAGUCUAAAAAUAUAUCUUCUCAUCAGAUGAUGGC
Pisolithus orientalis is the source of this 947-nucleotide messenger RNA. RefSeq lists its product as uncharacterized. The transcript is spliced from 2 exons. The record is from RefSeq and is a predicted model, not a curated record. The coding region runs from base 254 to 706 and encodes 150 amino acids. Lineage: Eukaryota; Fungi; Basidiomycota; Agaricomycetes; Boletales; Pisolithaceae.